AUGGAAUUAGUCCAAACAGAAGAGAUCAUAGUAGAAGAUCGCAAGUGUUUUUAUAUGCCACACCACGGAGUAAUUAGAGAACAUAGCAGCACUACAAAAUUAAGAGUUGUGUUCGACGCAUCAGCUAAAUCAUCAACAAACAUCUCGCUAAAUGAUGUUUUGCAUGCUGGACCCAAACUCCAAACUGAUCUAUUUUAUAUUCUAUCAAAUUUCAGAAUACACUCCAUAGCUCUUGCGGCUGAUAUCGAAAAAAUGUUCCGACAAAUUCUUGUCUCACAUUCAGAUUCUGAUUUUCGGAGAAUUAUAUGGCGAGAAAAUCCCGAUCAAAAGAUUGAAGACUAUAGAUUGAAGACAGUGACUUACGGAACUGCUUGCGCACCGUAUUUAGCCAUAAGAACUAUUAAAAAACUUGCUGAAGAUGAAGAGAUGAAUUUUCCUAAAGCCUCAAAAGUUAUCGACAAGGACUUUUACGUAGAUGAUCUAUUAACAGGAGCCGAUUCAAUUCAGGAAGCUGAAAAUCUCAUGAGUGAUUUAAUUAAUCUAAUGAGAAGAGGUGGAUUCACUCUUCGAAAAUGGAUAUCAAAUGAACAUAGUAUUCUUUCAAAAUUACCUCCUGAACUAAAAGUAACAGAACAGUCUAUAAAUAUUGCUGAAGAUCAGUCAGUGAAACUUCUUGGCAUUCAGUGGGAUCCAAAUCAAGACACAUUUGCGAUUCAUUUAAAUCAAGCUCAAGAUGUCACCACAAAACGGCAAUUAUUGUCAAGCAUUGCUAGAAUUUAUGAUCCCCUCGGUUUCAUUUCACCCUCUACAGUUUUAGCUAAAAUUAUGAUGCAGAAAUUAUGGUUAUGCAAGUCAAAAUGGGAUGAUCCACUCCCAGACACAAUGCCUGAGUCUUAUCAAGCAGAAAAUUCGCUAUCAUACACUUCAAGAUUUAAGUUGAUUCAAGCUCUUCGCGAAGGAUUCUGGAGGCGAUGGAGUGCUGAGUAUUUCACACAGUUACAGCAGAGAAGUAAAUGGAAGUCAUCUAACCCAAAUAUAAAAACUGGACAACUGGUGUUGUUAAAAGAAGAUCUCAAACAUCCCAUGAAAUGGAGUUUAGGAAGAGUUAUGGAAACUUUUCCUGGAGAUGAUGGAGCUGUAAGAGUUGUUCAGGACAAUGCAAGUGCCAAACAUUAA
Molecule: messenger RNA, 1176 nt
Organism: Uloborus diversus
Lineage: Eukaryota; Metazoa; Arthropoda; Arachnida; Araneae; Uloboridae
Exons: 3
Coding region: 1-1176 (391 amino acids)
Source: RefSeq, a predicted model, not a curated record